This is a messenger RNA of Etheostoma spectabile (orangethroat darter), 7298 nucleotides long. It is a transcript of the gene gramd1bb, whose product is annotated as GRAM domain containing 1Bb. Gene Ontology annotation, molecular function: cholesterol binding; cholesterol transfer activity. The coding region runs from base 552 to 3335 and encodes 927 amino acids. NCBI's taxonomy places the organism in Eukaryota, Metazoa, Chordata, Actinopteri, Perciformes, Percidae. Gene Ontology annotation, cellular component: endoplasmic reticulum-plasma membrane contact site; plasma membrane; endoplasmic reticulum membrane. Gene Ontology annotation, biological process: intracellular sterol transport. The transcript has 24 exons. The record is from RefSeq and is a predicted model, not a curated record.
GUGUUUGUGUGUGUGUUUGUGUGUGUGUGUGUUGGCCUGCCGGUGCCUGGGGAGGACCAGCAAAGGAGUUGUGUUACACUCCCUGACAGACCUUAUACAUGUUUCAUCUGCUGCUCUCAGAACAGAAGCAGCCUUUGUUAUCUUAUCCAGCCCUCUCCUCUCCAGCCUGAGUUUACUGCCACUAGACCGCUCUUCACAGUCUGUCAGCCAGCCACCAAGCUGAUACAUAUCAACCAACAGCUGAGGAGCAGCAGAAGGACUUAGUCAGGCCCAAGAUAUCUGCUAUCAGGACUUCUCAGCCAGUCUUUCAAUCCAUUGGCUGGCACGCAGAAAGGGCUUUAAAAUAAACAAGCAGAGCUGAGGGGUCUGUGAGAGGUCCUCCAAAGAGUGCCACAGAUCUGAAAGGUGCCUCAUCUUUCUAGCCCUAAACUUCAACUUUUCUGCAGGUAAUAGCCCUUCAAGCUGCAGAAUUGCAGCAUUUGCAGAUCUUUCAACCAAGGAUCUCAAAAAAGUAGGUUUUGUAUUAUUAUUUUAGAACGCUAGUCAGGACCAUGAGUGACACUCUUAGGCCCCCUUCGCUCCAGGUGAGUGUCCCAAGCGAUUCUCCAGCAUACUCAGACGGAGGAGCCAACGCCGUGUCGGAUGGCUCUGUGCGAUCCAGCUUUUCAACCCCGACGCUGCGACGCAAGCGCUUUAAGAUGCGGCGCAUGAGGAAUGUGCCCAGCGAGAGGGAGCUUGAAAGGGGGCGGCUAACCAGCGGCCACCUCCCAACCCAAUCCUGCUCUGGCUCUAAGGAGUACCUCCAGCUGCCUUCCAUUGAGAUCACACCAUCCAGCGAUGAAGAUGCCACCUCUUCCUGGUCGCGCUGCUCCACACCCAGUGCCUCUCCACGACGCAAGCGUUUUCUGUUGAGGAAGUGGCUGAAGGUCCGACAGAAGAAGGAGCAAGUCAGUGAGAGCAGCAGCCAGCAGAGCAGCCAGCAAAGCAGCCAUGAAGAUGACAACACUCGCUUCUUGACUCCAUUUAUCCGAGAGGAGAGGUCUGACAGUGCAGCGGACAAAAUCAGCACUGCCAGUAACUCAAACAAGAGCACCCCCGCCUGCUCACCAGUCCUGCGUAAACGCUCGCGCUCUCCCACACCACAGAGCCAGGAGGGUGAGAACAUGGUGGAGAAGGGUUCAGACCACUCCUCUGACAAAUCCCCCUCCACGCCCGAGCAGGUCGUCCAGAGAACAUACUCCCUGCAGUCAGCAAGAAGCGGCGGAAAGAACUCAAAGUCUCACAAGCGACUUUCCAAAUAUGACAGACUAAACCUGAUUAAAAAGAGCCAAAGCUGGUACAACCAUGAAAGACAACACAUCCUGAGAGUGCUGAGCCCGACAUACAAGCAGCGCAAUGAGGACUUUAGAAAACUCUUCAAGCAGCUCCCUGACACAGAGAGACUCAUUGUGGACUACUCUUGUGCUCUUCAACGUGACAUCCUCCUGCAGGGACGACUCUACCUCUCCGAGAACUGGAUCUGUUUUUAUAGCAACAUCUUCCGCUGGGAAACACUGUUGACAGUGCGGCUAAAGGACAUCUGCUCAAUGACAAAAGAAAAGACCGCCCGCCUCAUUCCAAAUGCCAUCCAGGUCUGCACUGACACCGAGAAGCACUUUUUCACCUCAUUUGGAGCCAGGGAUAGGACUUACAUGAUGAUGUUCAGACUGUGGCAAAAUGCACUGCUGGACAAGCCCCUGUGCCCCAAAGAACUGUGGCACUUUGUACACCAGUGCUAUGGCAACGAACUAGGCCUAACUAGUGACGAUGAGGACUAUGUUCCACCUGAUGAUGACUUCAACACCAUGGGGUUCAGUGAAGAGAUUCCCAAUGAAGAGAAUGAGAUAAACAAUGACAACUUGUCUAAGAGCAGCACUGAGGCCAAGCCUGAGGGGAGCCCUCCUUCGCUACAUAAGAAGGUUGUCCCAAACAUCACCAUUCCUAGUCCAGGCAACCAUGACACACCCAUCACAUUUGACCUCCCAGCAGAAGAGUAUGCAGACUGCCUACCAGAUGGACAGCUGCUUGCUCUGCCCCUUUUGCUGGAAGAGAACAAUGAUACCAGCGGACCUGGUGGUCUUGUCCCCUCACCCUCUCUGGACUUCAACGACAAUGAAGACAUCCCCACUGAACUCAGUGACUCCUCCGAAACACACGACGAGGGUGAAGUACAGGCCUUUCAUGAGGAUCUGAAUGGCAGGCAGUACAUCAAUGAGAUCUACAAGUUAAGUGUAGACAAGCUCUACGCCAUCCUCUUCACAGAGUCGCAGUUCAUGAGUGACUUCAUGGAGCAAAGACGAUUCUCAGAGGUGGUGUACCACCCGUGGAAGACAGAGGAGGCUGGGAACCAGACAAGAGAGAUCUUGUACACCAUCUCGCUGUCCAACCCCCUUGCCCCCAAAACAGCCACAGUCACUGAGACACAGACUCUGUACAAAGCCAGCCAGGAGAGUGAGUGUUAUAUCAUCGACGCUGAGGUCAUUACACAUGAUGUGCCCUACCACGAUUACUUCUACACUCUCAACCGCUACAUGCUCACCAGGGUCGCCAAGAACAAGUGUCGGUUACGGGUAUCGACAGAGCUGCGCUACAGGAAACAGCCGUGGGGGCUGGUGAAAGGUUUCAUAGAGAAAAACUUCUGGAGCGGGCUAGCAGAGAACUUCCGGCAUCUAGAGUUGGAGCUGGCCAAGCUGGAGGAGAUCCUGGAGUCCCACCAGCUCUCUCCGAAGGCGAUAAAAAACUCCACGGUGAGGCGGAAGAAGAGGCCACUCCCCCACAUGCGCAGCCAGCAUAUGGACGAGGCGCUCAGCCCCGUUACUACGCCGACAGAUGAGGAAGUGAUUCAGAGGAUCAAACAAGUGGCAGGCUCCACACAAACCAGACACCAGAGUCCAGAGCACCAUCACCUGCCCGCAGGCCUCGCUCUGUACAGCGUCUCCAAACUGCUGCUCAUCAUCAGCUUUGUGAUCUGUCUAAGCCUGGUCCUGCUGGUGUUCCUCAACAUGAUGCUCUUCUACAAGCUGUGGAUGCUGGAGUACUCUGCACAGUCUUUAACAACCUGGCAAGGUCUGCGGCUUCAUGAAAGUAAACUGCCUCAGACACAGAUGGAGUGGGCCCAGCUCCUGGAGGCGCAGCAGCGUUACCAUGACGUUGAGCUGCAGAAGUGGAGGGAGAUUAUCAAGUCGUCAGUAGUGCUGCUAGACCAGAUGAAAGACUCCUUAUUGAACCUCCAGCGAGGCAUUGGUUUAAGUGAUUACAGCUCCGAGGCUGAGGAGAAGAGAAGUCACUAUCACUGACACAUCACCAACAAGGCCAUGCGGGCAUGCUGUGCAAUAUACUGUAGGACCUGUUUUGUUUGUGAACCAGUAUGCAGGCAGCAGCAAGACAAAGAGAGAGGACAGAGGGGGAGGAGGGACCAACAGGGAGCUGGUCCAAUAGACACAAAGAGUGGAACAGUCGUCUACAGUGCACAGAGCUUAGAACCCCCAAGAGGAGGAAAUUGAUGGACGGGAAGUUCCCCUAUCACACACAGGAACUGAGGUGUCCCCAACAUCACUGAAGCAUUGUGGGAAAAGUAGUGCUCCUUCUCUACACCUGUGGGAUGAACCGUUUCCUUCUACUCUCUUAUUUCUAAGUGCAUCCUACUGUAAGCCAUUUCGACCAGAGAGUCGCAGAGAGAAAGAAGGAAAACUACUGCAUGCAUUUAGACAACCUAGCUCCUCUCAGUCAGUGUUAUUGUGGUCCAGUUCCAGUCUGUGUGUCAAAAAAAAAGAAGAACAGAAGACGAGGAGAGACUGAGUCGAAGAAAGGGGGGUCUUUUCGAGUCUUAAUGGCUGUCUACACUCUCUAGACUGUUCCAAACCUAUCGUCCCCUGAGAAGUCCUGGCUGCAGCAUCCUUUUAGUAACCUCCAUGUGAUCAGAGUACAGUAUCGUUCCACAACCAAAAAGGAGUGUUGUAGCUGGGAGCUCAUCUUCACCAGUCAGUCCCUAUUGCCUUGUUUGAAGCUGGCCUGUGUUGUCUUCGUCAGGGCUGGUUCCCUGUUCGACUGUUGUGUUACAAUAUUUAUAAGUAGAAUCUAAAGACUGAUGCGACCUAAGCCAACACUUUUAACCUUACACCCAAUUUACAUGAUCAGUUGUCCCUGCCACAGUGUUAACUAGGCCUACCUUACGUUGCAUUAUUCCUCAUCCUUCUAAUGAAGUAGAAUGUAUUAGCCUGGACAAAAAGGCCAGAACUUAGCCUAUUCAUUUUUGAAAAAGGGAUGCUGCAGCCAGACCAAUAGGGAGACCUGUGUUCUUACAUGUUUUAUUACUAAACUGUGACUAUAUCUCUUUAAAUAUGUUUCAAAUUAGAAAGAAUUCUAUGAAUAUAUUUGAAAUAUAUAAGAAUAUUUCAUUAUUUAAUAUAUAUAUUUCAAAAUAUAUAAACAUUACCUAUAUUUAUUGUUAAUUAAUGUACAUAAAGAAAUUAUCAGAGCUCUAGACCAGUUAAGGAAUUUCUAAUGAAAAGUGUUUUUCUUCUAAAAAUGCAUGCCAGAUAUGUCUGUGACAUGUCCAGUGUGCAAGUAUGAUUCUGCAUUUGCGCGAUUAUAUUCGCGCAUGUGUGUGUGUGAGUGCGUGCAUGCGUGCGUGUGCGCACAAGUGUGUGCUGUAAAGUGUGACAUUUUUACCAUUCCACACUUGUAUGUUUCUUAAUUUUUCUUUUCUGGCUUCAGUGGCCAGAAUGCCUUUUUAAUGCUAAUGCAUUUGGAUGCCGCCUUGCAUUUGCCCCACGAGGGUACAGUUUACAAUCGAAGAGUUUUGUUCCAAAAUGACAUAUCCAACAUUUGAGAAUAAAGUUACACCUACUUUCACAAAAUGAUUGAUUGCUUAAAAUAUCAAUUCAUGUCAGUAUUUGACACAUACUAUGUAGCUAAAAUCCCUAGUUGACAAAAGGAAGAAGACAGAAUUGAUCAUCUAAAUUUGAAGAUUAACUUGAUUAUUUUUCUUAGCUAAAUGGAUAUAAAACAUUUUGGAGAUGAACCCUUCAUUUGCCCUCUAUGAGCAACUCUUUGUCCAUGUCACCACAUUAGUGGCUUGACGUCUCUAAAAGGAAUAGUUUUCAAAUUCACUUACUCACUUUCUUGCAGAAAGUUAGGUGAAGAUUGAUCCCACUCUCAUGUCUGUAUGUUAUAUAUGAAGCCACAGCCAGCAGGCUUAGUUUAGCAAGCAGCUUCCUCCUGUUUCCAGUCUUUAUGCUAACACAAGUUCCGGCCCUACCAUAGGCUAUAUUCAAGAAGUGGACAUCACCCAUUGGUCUUGAAGCCUUGAGUUUGGCAUUUAGUUUGUCGCCAUCUUUUUUUUUUUGAGCCCGAAGUCACCAUAUUUAGAUGAGAAGGUGGUGCUGGAGAGGAGCGCUAAGCAAAAUGCUAAAUUAAGAGCUAGCGCUAGGUAGCUAGCUUGGUUGGCAAAGUGCAUCUGUAAUGCUUAUUUUGGCUAGCAAAAAACAGGCUUAAAACUAAAUGUACUUACCGGGAAAAUGAACUUUCAACUUCUUAUUUUCUUUUAGUACAACCAAACGCUGUAAGUAAAGCUGUAAAGUAGGAUAAUUUUCUUAUAGAGUUCUAUAAAAGCCAACUUCUUUUUGCAACCAGUGGAGUCGACCCACGCCUGAGCUCUACUGGCUAACCUCCAGUUCGCUUGGCUAACAGGGAAAACCGCUCGCCUGGCUAGCAAUUUCCCCCUUUUUCCAGUCUUAAUGCUAAAGUAACCGUCUUCUGACUCUAGCUUCUUAUUUAGCGUGCAUAUAUGUGAGUGGUAUCAAUCUUCUGAUAUAACGCUCAGCAAUAAAGCAAAUAAGCAUAUUUCCAAAACUGUCAAACUAUUCCUUUAAAAACACCUACUUCAACCCAUAUUAUACUCUCCCCGAUUUCAAGUGUCUGUCUUGGAUGCAAUGAAAGCAUGAAAAUUAACUUUACGUAACUAAAUUGAACCAAAAGAAAAGUCAAAAUGUACCUUCACAAAUGAUCAUGUUGUUUUAAAUGAAGUAUUUAUCAUGUAUGUCAUGUAUUUUAUAUAUAUAUACUGGGUUAGGUGCGGUAAAGAGCAUCUCUUAAGAGUUUGUCAACAGAGAUCCCUGACAGCUGACAGACUUUAGUGAUGAAAGCACUUCUACAAAUAAACAAAACUUCCUUGUGUUAAAGAGAAGAGAAAUUGAAAGCCCUUUAAGGCCUUUUCAGAUAAAGCAUGAAAGAAAGAAAUGGCAGCAAUUUAGUUUGGAGGUGUUUGCAGGGCCGGGGAAAUUGUUUUUGUGAUGUUUUAGUUCAUUUGACAAUUGCACUGGUGAUUUACAAUUUCCAAACUCAUUAGAAAUAGUUGGAUUUUAGUCCUGCUGGAUUGUUGUGCAACAAAUUACUUCUGCUUGAAUGGAAUAUGUGUGCAUUAUUCUAUUCAACAUGUUCUUUCAAUGUCCAAAGCCUAAUCUAAGACUGAAACACGUUCUUGUCUAUUUCAAGGCAAGGCAAGAAUGAGUGAUUUGUAUGAGGGAAUUGUAUCUUUACUGAGAGCCUGCAUGGCGUGUUACUGACUGAUUUACUGAGAACAGCAGAAAAGCUUCAGGAUUGAACCCCUGCUGUGUGUGUGCAUAUAUUACAUUUUAAGAAGGCACUGAGUUAUAAUAACACAUGGGAACCUUAAGAGCUGAAUGUUAGUGGUUGGAAAUGUUUUCUGUUUUAUAGAAAUCACUUUCGCAAUCCUGAUGAAACUGAAAGAUUAUAGUGAAGUUACACUUCAUGGAUAUGAUGGUACAGGAAUGUAUAUAUAUAUAUAUAUAUAUAUAUAUAUAUAUAUAUAUAUAUAUAUAUAUAUAUAUAUAUGAAAGUGUGACUGAUAGGAUUUAAAGUGAAUGUUUUUCAAAGUGAAAGAUGAAAUCUAUUUUUUUUCAGAAGCUUGUAUUUCAUUUUUUGUUAAAAAUGACAACAUUCUCAUACUGUUUUGAAUGAAACAUGGUAAAUGCUUGAUUAAGUUGGAAGUACUUACCGACGUUGGUUUUAUUGACCUGAUUUUAAUCUUGGGACACUGACACUUUUAUUUCACUGUCAAAGCUGAGGGAAAUUGUUUAUAGAAAAGACACAUUUUAAUAUUGAACUGCUGUGAAACGCACAUCCUCCUCAGUCCAAAUUAGAUAGUCACUCGAGCCUCCAAGGAACUGUCACAGCGGAACUGAAUUUCAUUUCAUCAAUCUCCACAAUUAUGCAAAUUAAAUAUUUUUUCACCAUCA